Exaiptasia diaphana is the source of this 4734-nucleotide messenger RNA. Its product is annotated as putative beta-lactamase-like 1. The coding region runs from base 1866 to 3590 and encodes 574 amino acids. NCBI's taxonomy places the organism in Eukaryota, Metazoa, Cnidaria, Anthozoa, Actiniaria, Aiptasiidae. The transcript is spliced from 12 exons. The record is from RefSeq and is a predicted model, not a curated record.
GGGCUGGUAUCCUACUAGUAGAGUAGCCAAUCAGCACGCGAGUUCACUCAUAUCCGUUGGUCGUGGGAGUAAUAAUCUUAAGAGUUGAUUAACACUACGACAUAAAGCAGAAGCGCAAGAUUUUUGAAGUGUUCAUCGCGGGCAAAACAGAAUCAUAAGGCAAGGAUGUUUACAUUCAUUUAUGCUUCUGCAUAAAAUAYUGCGAAUGGGAAUCGGCGCAAAAACAGGCAAAUUCUCGAGUGUGAAUAAUUUCUGCAUGUGCCGAAGUGUGAACAGGAUCAUGUUUCGACAUCAUUGCUGAUCAACUGCCAAUGUCUUAAUGAUUGUCAUGUUCUCAGUUUUAGUGAAAGAUAGUGAAGACAAUAUUCUUAUCGACUUAAUAUCACUAGAAGGUCAAGUUUAGGAUUUGGAAGGCAGURAUUGAGAAGCUUAAAGGUAGAAACGGUAAAGCGAGACCACACAAGCGGGCUUUAACAUGUCGGUCAAUUAUGUAUCAAUACUAGUCUUAAUGGGGUGAAAAUAUUCCUCUCGAGGGCACAGAAUCCCUAAGCCGUCAAAGGAUCGUUCUUAGGAUAAAAUGAAUUUUACCUCCUACAGGGUGAUAGGGGUGCGGUAGUACAGCUUUUAAAACUCACGUCAUCAAUUGUAUCGAAUACUGUUUGCAUUGUUUGGUUUUUACUGUGACGUUAGGUGAARUUUCAACCAAUUAAUCGACAUUGUUCCUAUUUGAAUAAAACUUUCAUCAGUACUGAGAGGAGAUUACUGAUUCCUGUAAAGUUUUUAAAGACUAGUUCGCUUUUUUUAUCGUUAACAUCCAUCGUGCUCUCCAGAGSUAGAGCCUGUCGCAAAUGUUGAGUAGAGUAGUAGAGCAUCUUGGAAUAAUCAUUGUAAAGGUAUCCAUCUAUCUUUGCAACUGAUAUCACUGUUUCACUUCCAAAAGUUUCAACUUGACAGGGAACUCUGCCGUUUCACAUGGAUUUUCUUCAAACUUCCCUUAUGUAAAGACUUCCUGUUACUAUCAGGAAAGCUAUAAAUUCAAGUUCAGGCUUUUAUUGAAAAAAAAAACUUUAAAAGUUGAUAUGAGAUUAGCGGGGCGGGGCUACAUAAGGUUCGAUCACGUAAAGUUUGCACUCUGAGAAGAUUCAAUCUUUUGGUGAGCUGUAAACCAAAGCGGCUCCAUAGGUCAAGGACUUAGCCCUGUCGUUAUAAUUGUACAAAGUUGGUCAGUUGAGUCUCUGACCAACAAUUGGCGGGCAAUUCACAUAGCAAUUGGCAAUACAGACUAGURUCUUUCACAGUCUUCACAGGCAGUAAUGCAAAACUUUUUCGAUUGGUUUCCUGGCUGGCUACAAGUUCAUAACAAAUGGUAAUUUAAAUUCGACCGCCAUUUUUCGCCAUCUCCGGUCCAUUUCCUUUCUUUAUAGUCUUUUGCCCAUUUAUUUGAGUGGUUGAUUGAUAAAAAAUGAAUUCAAACUAUAUUUUGGCUUUUUUAGUCUAGCGGUGAUGUGCAGCAAACACCAUGUCAUUAUUCCCCAUUCUGACUUAAGUCGAUAAGAGUUUUAUCUCGCGUCCCUCAUCUCACUCCUGUCAGUGAGCGAGAUCAUAAUUUGUUUAGAAUUUUUUUCCGAAAUUAAAGCAGCUAUCACAUAUCACGCAAUCGGCGUUUCUAUCGCAUAAUCCAGCGCAUUGUGACGAWCCUCGCGUGAUAUUCAAUUAAGAUAUUAUGUAGUGAUUAUUCUGAUUUAACUUCCCAGGGGUUACAGAAUUCUUCGUGAAUGCCGUAUAACAGUCUCGCUUUAUAGUUUCCUUUAAAAGAUAGUUGACAAGUUACUGGCUGCAGCACCAAAGGAGAACACUUCGUACCAAUGACGUCCAACGAUGUAAACCAUAACUCACCGAUGAAUCCGCAUCGCAAGCUGCACUCCGUUAGCCCAUUUUCACACGAUAAUACGUUUAACACACGCAACAACAGACCCAUUAUUUACGGUCCGGAAAAAAAACUGUGUACCAAGUACCGUUGGUUAGUAUUUCUUGUCUUGAGUCUUGUUGUGGUUGUUUUCGUGAUGACAGGACUUUUUCUCUGGCAAGUGCACUUGAGACACAAAUCUGAAGCUGCUCAGUCUAUUAAACAGAGUCAAAAGCCUUGUCAACGGUUACCAAAGCCCAUUCCUUUGCCUGAUUUGCGGCAAUUCCUGUCUAGCAAACUCAAAGAAAUGGAAGAGUUCAUCACCAAGAAAAAGUUUGGUGCGCUAUCGGCGAAUGUCGUYUACCGUGACAAUAUUAUCUGGAGCGGUGCGUUUGGGGUCAUUAGCAGAUCUGAAAAGCCUUCCAGAAAACCCAAAACCUCGUCGAUCUAUCCAUGUGCAAGCAUUUCUAAAGUUUUAACGGCUUUAAUAGUCUACAAGUUAUUCGACGAAAGUAAAAUUACGUCACUAGAUGACCCCGUUGUUAAGUUUGAUGCUGAUUUCAAGAUUAAGAACCCUUUUGAUCAGAAACAUAACAUAACUUUAAGAAAUCUUCUUGACAUGAGUUCAGGAAUUCCACGUGAAGCUCCAUGCUAUCCAAGCACAAAGAACAACCUUUGUCCGUACAAUCACAGCGUGAUGAUAAAAAGAAUCCAAAACUCAAGUUUACUGGUGGAGCCUAACACUAUAUUGCAAUACAGUAAUUUUGGCUACGCUCUACUUGGCAAUGUAUUAGCUAAAGCAUUUUCUGGAGGGGACUAUAACGCACUAGUCAAGAAAUAUGUCUUGGUUCCACUGGGAAUGAAGAAUACGAUGUUGGCGCUAAACUCGAAACAGCUAAAUGAUGUACCCAGAGCAUAUAUCGAUGGUAAACUUUCUUCGGUGGUCAACUGGGGCUGGCUCGACCCUGCUGCAGGUUUUUUCACCACGGUGGAAGAUCUAUCUAAGAUGGUGAUACAUCUAAUGUCAGAUAGCAAUAAAGAUCGAUACCUGUCAAAAUACACAACAAGACUUCUGUUUUCUAUUGCCAAUGUCAUGACCGAUGGUGUAACAAUUACUGGAACACCUUGGGAAAUGUCGCCGAUCGACGGUAUCGUACACAGAACUAAGGGCGGAUCAAUAUAUGGGUACAGAGCUUUAGUUGCAAUGGUUCCAGAAUUGCGAAUUGCUAUGAAUGUGCUUUGCUCUAAUUGCGAGGAAUUUAUAUACAGUUUGGUGCAAACGUACUUUGACGCCAAGAUUGUUCCUGUAUUAAGACAACAUUUAAGCAAACUUCAACAAAUGAAAAUAGUACUUCCACCAAAUUAUAGUGCGUAUGUUGGUACCUAUGUAACAAAUGACAUUCCUGAUCUCCGAUCAUUUGUCAUCGUCAAAGAAGACAAAAAGUUAUCGGCUUACGUGAACAAAGUACCAUAUUUUUAUCUUAAUUACACUGCACCAAGAACAUUCAAGGUGGUCAUCAACACAGACCAAAUGAGCUGUUUGAACGAGUACGUUAUUGCCAACGUAAACGAAGUUUUAGUGUUUGAUGAAAUCUCUAGCAGAGAUGACUUAUCGCACGGGUUUAUCGCAAGUGGAGCAAGCCCAUCAGGCAAAGCAUACCUUUACCGAGCACCAUCGAAGUAAAUAUUUAUAUGAUAUAGGCAUCAUCAAUUACUAUUACGUCAUAUCACUUGGACGUCAUCAUUCACGUCACGUCGAACCAUCGUGGAAACGUGCGCUUGCACGAUAGCAUAUUGUAAAUGGUGUUCCACAGGGAUGAGUUAUUGGACCGCUCACGUGGUUGCUAGUUAGUGCGAAUUACUCUAGAAGGUGAUGACGUUACUGAAGAUGAUGAAUAAUUAUCGUUCUUUCGCGUCUUCUGUUGUGAAUCAGGAAUGCAAUAUAAAAAUUAAAGACUGGUUAAAAUGUAAAAAUCGUAAACACAACAAUAUUAUUCCAUGGGUGUGUACCUGUUCAGUUUGGAACAAUUGYUGUUUAAAAUUAUAUGAAUCAAUAGAACUAAUAUCCCUUUACAAGGGGUAAAUUUCAGUGAUUGACACGACCACGCCCAAGCUCACAUGACUUUCCUUGAGUUCUUUCAAUCCCUUUUUUAUAAUUUUCAGUGCCUUCCUCAUAAUAUGCGAAAGUUUCCYGUAUCACUCGAAAUUUUCAUUUCACAACAUUCAAACCUGAAUAUUCGAAAAGCUUAAACGUUGAACAUAAUAUUUAUAAAAAUAUAAAUCAUAUUUUUAAAGGAUCUUUCUACUUUUUUAGCUAACGAUAUAAAAUAGUACUAUAGAUUGAAAAUGGGUUUAUAUYUGUGUGUAAUAAAAUUACUGUAUGCAUUUUUUUUUCAGUCGCUCUACCUUAGGUAAUACAUAUCAUAUAUAUUUUUUAGAUAACUAUAACACGAUUCAGUUAGUUACUGUUUUACUUAUUGUAGAUAUUGUAUAUAUAUGUAAAGCUCGCUUAGUCUUGCAUAAUUAGAGUAAAUUUCGUAUGAGUGGGAAACGUACGGUAAAAAUUACCGCACGGUUACCGCACAGUUACCGGACCUGGCCUGCACAAUUUUUGUGAACCAAUGGGGCACUAGUSCGGUUACAGUGCGAUUACGGUCACAGUACAGUACCGUCCGUUUCCCACUCAUACGAAAUCCGCUCUAGUAUUGGUAUAGACACUUAUGAUUAUAGAAGUUAUUUAUCUUUUAUUGUUACUCAAUAUGUAUCCAUAACAUUGUAAAUAGUUUCGAAAUAAUUCCUUACAUAAAGCCUUACUUGUUGACAUGUGA